Molecule: messenger RNA, 412 nt
Organism: Gracilinanus agilis (Agile Gracile Mouse Opossum)
Lineage: Eukaryota; Metazoa; Chordata; Mammalia; Didelphimorphia; Didelphidae
Product: ras-like protein family member 10A
Exons: 2
Molecular function (GO): GTP binding; GTPase activity
Source: RefSeq, a predicted model, not a curated record
ACCCACAUGGACCAUGGAUGGUGGAGGAAUGGAGCUGGUGAAGACCCAUGCUUUCUCCCUAACAGUCCCCAAUCCCUGCCACAAGGGGGUGCUGAUGAGCACCCCAAGUCUGCCAUCUAGUCCCAUCUACUCCACCUCAAUGCCGGCAGGGGCACCGGAGGCUCCCAUCAUCGUGGUGGGCAACAAGCGGGACCAGCAGCGACAGCGCUUCAGCCCACGGAGGGCCCUAGCUGUGCUGGUCAAGAAGAGCUGGAAGUGCGGCUACAUGGAGUGCUCGGCCAAGUACAACUGGCACGUGGUCCUGCUCUUCAAGGAGCUGCUGAGCAGCGUCCUAGCCAGGGGCUGCAAGCACAGCCACCCGGCCAUCCGCCUGCAGGGCGCCCUGCACCCCAACCGCUGCAGCCUCAUGUGA